Messenger RNA from Daucus carota subsp. sativus, 3678 nucleotides. Its product is annotated as E3 ubiquitin-protein ligase HOS1. The record is from RefSeq and is a predicted model, not a curated record. The transcript is spliced from 10 exons. The coding region runs from base 218 to 3124 and encodes 968 amino acids. Lineage: Eukaryota; Viridiplantae; Streptophyta; Magnoliopsida; Apiales; Apiaceae. Gene Ontology annotation, molecular function: ubiquitin-protein transferase activity. Gene Ontology annotation, biological process: protein ubiquitination.
AAACAUCACAGAUUCACAAUAACACCCUCCUUCUAUAGGAAAAACCAAUUUCCCAGUGCCCACACCGAAUAUGAAUGAACGACUUGCAGCUGCAAACCUCUGUUUUUGAAAAACCCUCUCUCGCACUAUCUCUUUCUCUCUCGAUUGAGAGAAUUGAGUGCAGGUAUCAAAUUAAUCGAGUGAAUAUAAACAUCAGCAUAUGCAGUUUUAAUUUGUAAUGGAGACGACUACAACUAAUUUCAACGGAGCCGCCUCAAAUCUCCACGCCGCUCCCACCUCCAAGCCUCCACCCCCUCGUCUACUCAAUUACACUUGCGAUAAAGUUCAGAGAGCAUUGGAGCAUUUGGCUUCUAUUGAGCUUCUUGAUCUGUGCAAUGAAGCAAAAGUUGAGCGUUGUCGGGCACCCAGGGACUUGAGCAGCUGUGGACGUGCUGUUGAAAGUGUGUUGAAUACAUGUGGCCAUGCCUCCUUAUGCCCAGAAUGUAGUCAGAGAUGUGAUAAUUGUCCUAUUUGUAGAAUUCCUGUGUCAAAGAAUGGGAAUAGACUUCGGCUUCGUCUUUACUACGAGUGCAUAGAAGCUGGUCUUAUCUCUAAGAGAUGUGAUGACCGGUUCCAGGAGAAAGAGGAGGCUGAACAACUAUUAACUGCUGAUGUGGAACGGCUUUAUUCACUAUUUGAUGUUGCAAUCGAGAACAACCUGGUUUCCCUGAUUUGUCACUAUGUUACAGAUGUCUGCAUGGAUGAAAGUGCAGUAUCUAGUGAUCCUAUCGUUGCUUUCUUGCUCGAUGAAGUGGUGGUUAAAGAUUGGUGCAAGAGGAUAUUCAGAAUUAUUGUGGCAGAGCUUCAUAAAAUCUAUAGUCUUAGUGUACAGGAGAUGGAAGAAGCACUAAGCUCACUUUUUAGGUAUUCUGUUAAGCUUUCUGGGAUAUCCAAUGUGCUUGACGUUUUGGAAUCAUCAUUUAAGGGUUCUCUUUCGGCACAGUUUCAUGAUCUUCAUCAAUUACAAGAGUGUGUAUUGAAGACGAAGCAGCACAUGGAGAUGAUGAUAUGGUGUAUAAGGCACCAUUUUCUUGAGUACGUCAGGUCACGGCAUAAAAGUUAUGCAUCUUGGCGUUCUAUUGUCCACGAAAGGAAAGCAGCUGCUAUUAAACGUUCAUGGCCUGAUUCAAUAGAUCAAUCUUCCGAUACCACUUCAAAUUGUGGUUCCACACUCUUCAUUGAAGAAGCACUGAAGAAUAUUGAUAUAGAAGAUGGAAUUGUAAAUCAGAUGGGUGAAAAAUCUGAAAUUGCUACCUUGCAAAAGGAAGGGUUCUACCCGAAGAUUGACGGAUUGAAAGGACUCUACCCGUUCGAAAAUCUUCGAGCUGGAAUUGAUUCACUCUUUUUACAUGGAAGUUCAGAUAUGGUGUUAGCUAAACAUGCAAUAUUCUUGUAUUAUUUAUUUGAUAGGCAGUGGUCGCUUCCCGAUAAUGAAUGGAGAGAUAUUGUAGAUGAUUUUGCCGCAACCUUUGGUAUAACAAGGCAUUCCUUACUAGAAUCUCUUACAUUCUACCUUCUGGAUGACUAUACAGAUGAGGCUCUGCAGGAAGCCUGCAGCAUUCUUCCGGAAAUAUCAGGCCCGACUACUCAUCCUAAGGUAGCACAAGUUCUUUUAGAAAGACAAAAUCCUGAUGCAGCUUUUAUGGUUCUAAGGUGGUCUGGGCGUGAUGGUGGUGCAGAGUUAGUCUCACUUAGUGAGGCUGUCACUGCUGUUCGGGUGAGAGUGGAGUGCGGACUUCUGACCGAGGCAUUUAUGUACCAGAGAAUGCUGUGCUCCAAACUUAAGAAAUUGAAGUUGAGGCAUGAACCUUCACGGAAUGCUUCAGAUGUCUUGAAAGACGAUUCUCAAACUUGGAUGAACUGGGUGGAAGCACUUGUUACCGAGAUAUGUUGUCUAUGUAUCAGAAGGAAGUUGGUAGAUCGAAUUUUAGAACUUCCUUGGGAUUCAGAUGAAGAGAAGUAUCUGCACAAGUGCCUAUAUGAUUUUGCUGUUAACGAGCCUUUAGAACCUGCUGGAAGUCUUCUUGUGGUUUUCUACCUUCAGCGUUAUCGUUAUGUCGAGGCACAUCAGGUUGACCGAAAGCUUCAUAGUCUGGAGCAGAAUUUUAUUUCUGACAAUUCUGUCAGUGAGGAAGACUUAUCCAAGAUCACACUGACAAGUCAGUGGAGAGCAGGAUUGGUUGACAAGAGCAUUGAACUGCUUCCAGAAGUUCAACAGCAACUCCUGAGAGAUGGAAAAUUACCUGAACUUAAUCCUCCAGUAACUGAAAUUGACAGCCCAGUAACUUCUGAUCCUAAAGGGCAAGAAACAAUUUUGAAUAGUUUAUUGGUUUCUUCUUCAGCCAAGUAUCCCUUUGUUUCCCAGGGUGAAAUAGCAACUCCUCUCUUGGACCCUUUAUUUAGUGAAACUCCAUCCAAAGGGUUUGGAUCUGUAUCACAUUCUGGCUUUAAGAAGUAUGGUUCGACAUUGAUAUCUGAAGUGAGCCUAUUAGACAAUGCCAGAAGAAUACAGAAGUCGAUGAAUGGCUAUGGUAAAGACUUUAAUUCUAACGGCAUCACCUCUUCUGCAACUCGUCCCAGUUCUGUGAUUGCCACACCUUUGAAAGAUUUCAAUAGAAGUUCACUAAGAAAUCCUGGUAGAAGCCAGUCCCGUGAUGAACAGAUCAGUUACAUUUCCCUGGAAAAGGACAAGAAUAAGUUCACUAAUCAAUUUAAGAAUGCAAGCCAAUAUUCCCGUACAAUCGCAGCUGAUCCUGUUGGUUCAUCCUUUAGUGGUCAGGGCUUGUUUAAAGAUUCUGCUCAAGAAAUGUACUUAAAUGCUUCUGGUAAUCAUGAACAGUUGGAAAGACAAAAAAAAAACUGGGCUGGGCCUCCAGGUGAUUUGAUGGAUGUAUCUUGGAGCCAUGAAGGGGAGGGUACUUCUAUUGAGGAUGCAAGUGCAAAUGGUGGACCUAGAUGGCGAUCUGAUGAUACUAGCGAAGAUGAUGAACAGCAGACUCCAUUUCCAAAUGGAUUUGGGGGAAAUGGUGGUGGUCAUAGUAUAUCUAUGAGAAGAGCCAGAAGAAGCAGGUUUGCCAUGAAGUGAUUUACAUAUGGCUCCUUGAGACAUUGCUGAGAUGGGGAAUGGCUAUAGCACUAUGAAAUCCCUAGAAGUUUCUCCAAAUGGAAGGCUGAAUUGGAAAGAAUGAUAGUAGUAUCUGACACCAGUUUGCUGUGUCCCAGUCUCCCAGUCUCUUCCUCACCCACUAAUUGUUGUUUAUCUGUGGAAGGUUUCUGGUUAUAGUCACAACAUUAAACCUUGGUACUGCCAAAUUUUGGUUACUAUUAAGCUAUUCAAAGCCCGGUGUUUUAGUCCUGAUAGAGUUCACUUUAUCAUCAUGGUGUGCACUCGGUAGGUUUAACCUUUUAUAUGCGAUAUUAUUCCUGUGCACACAUUAUGCUCUAGAAAGUGGAAUUGAGAGCAUGUUAUGAAAUUGAGGGACUAUAAUUUGAGUUUUAUUUAUCUGGAACAGGGAUAUUAUGAAAUUGAGGGACUCUAUAAUUUGAGUGUUAUUAAUCUGGAACAGGGAUAUAGUUUUAUUGUUUUAGGUUUGUGAAGUCCCUCCUUUUAUUGUUGUAUUUCAAUCUUCAGUUUUGCCA